GCUGCUCUUCCUGAGAAGAAUGAAGCAGGAGGAGCUGGCCGACUGUCUGCGGAGCAAGACUUCGGCUUUUUGCCAGCGUAAACUCAAAUCUAAUCUGCAGGAGAAGUUCCAGUGUGUGUUUGAGGGGGUUGCUAAAGCAGGAAACCCAACCCUUCUGAAUCAGAUCUACACAGAGCUCUACAUCACAGAGGGAGGGACCGGAGGGGUCAAUGAUGAACAUGAGGUCAGACAGAUUGAAACCGCAUCCAGGAAACCAGCCAGACCAGAUACAACUAUCAGACAGGAAGACGUCUUUAAAGCCUCACCUGGAAGAGAUGAACCAAUCAGAACAGUGGUGACGAAGGGAGUGGCCGGCAUUGGGAAAACAGUCUUAACACAGAAGUUCACUCUGGACUGGGCUGAAGACAAAGCCAACCAAGACAUACAGUUCACAUUUCCGUUCACCUUCAGAGAGCUGAAUGUGCUGAAAGAGAAAAAGUUCAGCUUGGUGGAACUGGUUCAUCACUUCUUCACUGAAACCAAAGAAGCAGGAAUCUGCAGGUUUGACGAGUUCCAGGUUGUGUUCAUCUUUGACGGUCUGGACGAGUGUCGACUUCCUCUGGACUUCCACAACACUGAGAUCCUGACUGAUGUCACAAAGUCCACAUCAGUGGACGUGCUGCUGACGAACCUCAUCAGGGGGAAUCUGCUUCCCUCUGCUCGCCUCUGGAUAACCACACGACCUGCAGCAGCCAAUCAGAUCCCUCCUGAGUGUGUCGACAUGGUGACAGAGGUCAGAGGGUUCACUGACCCACAGAAGGAGGAGUACUUCAGGAAGAGAUUCAGAGAUGAGGAGCAGGCCAGCAGGAUCAUCUCCCACAUCAAGACAUCACGAAGCCUCCACAUCAUGUGCCACAUCCCAGUCUUCUGCUGGAUCACCGCUACAGUUCUGGAGGAUGUGUUGAAAACCAGGCAGGGAGGAGAGCUGCCCAAGACCCUGACUGAGAUGUACAUCCACUUCCUGGUGGUUCAGUCCAAACUGAAGAAGGUCAAGUAUGAUGGAGGAGCUGAGACAGAUCCACACUGGAGUCCAGAGAGCAGGAAGAUGAUUGAGUCUCUGGGAAAACUGGCUUUUGAGCAGCUGCAGAAAGGAAACCUGAUCUUCUACGAACCAGACCUGACAGAGUGUGGCAUCAAUAUCAGAGAAGCCUCAGUUUACUCAGGAGUGUUCACACAGAUCUUUAAAGAGGAGAGAGGGCUGUACCAGGACAAGGUCUUCUGCUUCGUCCAUCUGAGUGUUCAGGAGUUUCUGGCAGCUCUUUAUGUCCAUCUAAUAUUCUUCGGCUCCGGGAAUGAUCUCCUGAGAGUGGAGCAAUCAACCUGCCAGAGGUCUACAACAACAACAGCCUACAAAUCAACAAUAAAACGUUUCUACCAGACUGCUGUGGACAAGGCCGUAAAGAGUCCAAAUGGACAUCUGGACCUGUUCCUGCGCUUCUUCCUAGGCCUUUCGCUACAGACCAAUCAGGAUCUCCUACGAGGCCUGUUCAUUCAGACAGGAAGUUGCUCACCUACCAAUCAGGAAACAGCCCACUACAUCAAGAUGAAAAUCAGGGAGACCCUGUCUAGAUAAAGCAUCAAUCUGUUCCACUGUCUGAAUGAGCUGAAUGACCACUCUCUAGAGGAGGAGAUUCAACAGUGCAUGAGUUCAGGAAGUCUCUCCACAGGUAAACUGUCUCCUGCUCAGUGGUCAGCUCUGGUCUUCAUCUUACUCUCAUCAGAAAAAGAUCUGGCCCUGUUUGACCUGAAGAAAUACUCUGCUUCAGAGGAGGCUCUUCUGAGGCCGUUGCCAGUGGUCAAAGCCUCCAACAAAUCUCUGUUGAGCGUCUGUAACCUCUCAGAGAAAAGCUGUGAGGCUCUGGCUUCAGUUCUCAGCUCCCAGUCCUCUAGUCUGAGAGAGCUAGACCUGGGUAACAACAACCUGCAGGAUUCAGGAAUGAAGAUAUUGUCUGCUGGACUGGAGAGUCCACACUGUAGACUGGAAACUCUCAGGCUCAGCGUCUGUAACCUCUCAGAGAAAAGCUGUGAAGCUAUGUCCUCAGUUCUCAGCUCCCAGUCCUCUAGUCUGAGAGAGCUGGACCUGGGUAACAACAACCUGCAGGAUUCAGGAGUGAAGAUGCUGUCUACUGGACUGGAGAGUCCACGCUGUAAACUGGAGACUCUCAGGCUGUCAGGCUGCCUGAUCACAGAGGAAGGCUGUGCCUCUCUGGCCUCAGCUCUGAGCUCCAACCCCUCCCACCUGAGGGAGCUGGACUUGAGCUACAAUCAUCCAGGAGACUCGGGAGUGAAGCUGCUGUCCGCCGGACUGGAGGAUCCGCACUGGAGACUGGACACUCUUAGGGUGGACCACGGCGGAGUCCAGAGGAUGAUGCCAGGUCUGAGGAAGUAUGCCUGUGAUCUGACGCUGGACCCGAACACAGCACACAAAAAGCUUAAACUGUCCGAAGACCUCAGAAAGGCGACGGUCGUGGCUGAGGACCACAGAUGUGCGGAUUGCCCAGAGAGAUUUAACUGCUGGAUUCAGCUGCUGUGUCAAACUGGUCUGACUGGUCGCUGUUACUGGGAGGUGGAGCGGAGCGGAGAGGCGUACGUGGGGGCGACCUACACAGGAAUCAGACGGAGAGGCCAAAGUGUGGACUGCAGGCUCGGAGGGACUGAUAAGUCCUGGAGUCUUUACUGCUCCGAUGAGAAUUACUUUGUGUGGCACAAUGACCGAAGGACAGCAGUAGGCUCUGACCCUUCCUCCAUGUCUAACAGAGUAGCAGUGUAUGUGGACUGUCCGGCUGGCACCCUGUCUUUCUCCAAAGUCUCCUCUGACUCUCUGAUCCACCUCCACACCUUCUACACCACAUUCACGGAACCCCUCUACCCCGGGUUUAGAUUUCUCUUUGGACAUUUGGGCUGCUCAGUCUCUCUGUCACAGUUAGAGGAGGAAAAGUCCCCUCCUGGAACUGACUGAAAACGGGGAAAUCUUUGGGUUGUCACCACCAGGGGCCCUGGGCACAAAUUCGCCGGGGGCCCGUACCCACGCAUGCUUCGUCACCGGGGCCACCGGACGAGGCCACGUGAUGAAGACACACAAUUCACCGCAUUUUAGUUCUUCUUUGCCCAAUGAAUACCAUGUGCAUC
Messenger RNA from Xiphias gladius (swordfish), 3168 nucleotides. RefSeq names its product NLR family CARD domain-containing protein 3-like. NCBI's taxonomy places the organism in Eukaryota, Metazoa, Chordata, Actinopteri, Istiophoriformes, Xiphiidae. Gene Ontology annotation, molecular function: protein binding. The record is from RefSeq and is a predicted model, not a curated record.